Molecule: messenger RNA, 720 nt
Organism: Linepithema humile (Argentine ant)
Lineage: Eukaryota; Metazoa; Arthropoda; Insecta; Hymenoptera; Formicidae
Product: microsomal glutathione S-transferase 1
Cellular component (GO): membrane
Source: RefSeq, a predicted model, not a curated record
AUGGCACUUGUUGACCAGUGUCGGCAGUUCUCUCGUUGCGUGCGGUUAUCAGUAGUGCUGAGUCAUUUUCAUUCUUAAAGUGAUAUUAAAAAACGUACUCAAAAGCAAAGAAAAAUGGCUGAAAUAAAUCCAGAACUGCUUCAGGCGUUCGGUUUUUGGGGCAGCAUAUUAGUUUUAAAAGUACUAGCGAUGUCACCUUUAACUGCACGACAGCGGUUCGCAAAGAAAACAUUCGCCAAUGAAGAAGAUGUUCCGUUUGCAUCUAAAGCCAAAGUCUCAUUUAAUGAUCCAGACGUAGAGCGUGUACGAAGAGCACAUUUGAAUGAUUUGGAGAAUAUUGUACCAUGGUUCAUAAUCACAUAUCUCUGGUUGACCACGGGACCAUCAGCAUGGCUGGCUAAAAUUUUGAUACGCACUUUUGUACUUUCUCGAAUAAGUCAUACAAUUUCAUAUGUGGUUUUGUCACAGCAACCUAUGAGAGUGAUCGCUUUCUUUGUGGGAUUCCUUAUUACUGGUUAUCAAACUCUUAAUACAUUGUUGUAUUAUUUGUAAUUGUUAUAUAAAUAACUUCUGCAAAACUUGAUAACUUGAAUCCAUAAGUAUGAUGAUAAGAGUGUUUGCAGCAAUGGUUUACAAUAAUCAAAUUUUCCUUUUGUAUUUUGGAGAUAAAAUAACUACAAAAAAUAAAAUAAUUAUUAUGUUGUAUAUCUUUAAAAGAUA